This is a messenger RNA of Paramecium pentaurelia, 2459 nucleotides long. The record is from the annotation of a GenBank genome assembly. NCBI's taxonomy places the organism in Eukaryota, Ciliophora, Oligohymenophorea, Peniculida, Parameciidae.
AUGGUGUCAAGAAAAUUCUGGUUUUAGAUAUCUAUUCAUAAGAAAUAAUUUCUCAAAGAGCUUAUUCUUAAACAAUUUGCAGAGAUAGAAAAAAUCUGGGAUUCACCAAAACAUAAAGAAUGUAAACAAAGAUAGAGUUAUUCUUCAAGUGUAAUCAAAUUUAAAUUUGAUCCAGUAGGUUUAAAAAAGUUACAGUGAUUUAAAGAUUAUGAUAUUAUUAAAAGCUAUUCAAUUGCCUUAAUUCUGAAAGUAAUUAUUAAAAUUUACCUGACCUAAACUUUAUUCUUUAAUUGGAGCUAAUUUUGCUCGGUGUAAUUUAAGCGGAUCUGAAUUUGAUAAUGUUAAUAUUAGUGGGAUAAAUUUAAAUGGAGCUCUCUUAUUUAAUUGUAAAUGGAACAACUUAAGAAUUAGUGAAAUAAACUAAUUUAAUGGUCAUAAACGUUCAGUCAAGUCGGUCUGUUUUUCUUCAGCUGGUAAUAUAUUAGCCUCUGGUAGUUAAGAUUAGUCUAUUCGUCUAUGGGAUAUAAAAACAGGAUAAUAAAUAUCCAAAUUAGAUGGUCAUAUUGAUGAUAUUAGAUCAAUUCGUUUCUCUCCCGAUGGAAAUACAUUAGCAUCUUGUAGUAAUGAUAAAUAUAUCAGACUAUGGGAUGUUAAGACUAAGAAAAAAAAAGCCAGAUUAGAGGGUCAUACUAAUGAUAUCAACGAAGUAUGUUUCUCUCCUGAUGGAAACACCUUAGCAUCUGGUAGUCGAGAUCGCUCUAUCCGUCUAUGGGAUAUUAAAACAGGACAAUAAAAAGACAAAAUAGAUGGUCAUGAUCAUUUUAUUUACUCAGUAGGUUUCUCUCCUGAUGGAAAGAACUUAGCAUCUGGUAGUAGAGAUCAUUCUAUCCGUUUAUGGGAUAUUAAAACUGGACUAUAAAAAGUAAAAUUAAAUCACACUCAUUAUGUUUACUCAGUCUGUUUCUCUCCUGAUGGAAAUACAUUAGCAUCUGGUUGUGGUGAUAAUUCUAUCCUGCUAUGGAACAUAAAAUUAGGAUAAUAAAAAGCCAAGUUUAAUGGUCAUACUCAUUUUGUUUAUUCAGUCUGUUUCUCUCCUGAUGGAAAUUUAUUAGCAUCUGGUAGUUAUGAUAAAUCUAUCCGUGUAUGGGAUAUUAAAACAGGAUAAUAAAAAGUCAAAUUAGAUGGUCAUACUAAUGAUAUCAACUAAGUAUGUUUCUCUCCUGAUGGAAACACCUUAGCAUCUGGUAGUAGUGAUUAUUCUAUCCGUUUAUGGGAUAUAAAAAUAGGAUAAUAAAAAGCCAAAUUGGUUGGUCAUUGUGGUACUGUAAACUCAGGAUGUUUCUCUCCAGAUGGAAGUACUUUAGCAUCUGGUAGUACAGAUAAUUCUAUCUGUUUAUGGGAUAUUAAAACAGGAUAAUAAAAAGCCAAAUUGGUUGGUCAUUGUGGUACUGUAAACUCAGCCUGUUUCUCUCCUGACGGAAGUACAUUGGCAUCUGGUAGUAGCGAUACUUCUAUCUGUUUAUGGGAUAUUAAAACAGAAUAAUUAAAAGCCAAAUUAGAUGGUCAUACUCAUUAUGUCUAUUCAGUUUGUUUCUCUCCUGAUGGAAGUACAUUAGCAUCUGGUAGUAGAGAUAAUUCUAUCCGUUUGUGGGAUGUAAAAACAGAAUAGGAAAAAGCCAAAUUAGAUGGUCAUACUCAUAAUGUCUAUUCAGUUUGUUUCUCUCCUGAUGGAAAUGCAUUGGCAUCUAGUAGUGGUGAUUGUUCUAUCCGUAUAUGGGAUCUAAAAAUAGAAUAGGAAAAAUUGAAAUUAGAUGGUCAUACUAGCAUUGUCUACUCCAUUUGUUUCUCUCAUGAAGGAAAUUUAUUAGCAUCUGGUAGUAGCGAUAAGUCUAUCCGUUUUUGGGAUGUAGAAACAGGAUAGGAAAAAGCCAAAUUAGAUGGUCAUACUCAUUAUGUCUAUUCAGUUUGUUUCUCUCCUGAUGGAAGUACAUUAGCAUCUGGUAGUAGAGAUAAUUCUAUCCGUUUGUGGGAUGUAAAAACAGAAUAGGAAAAAGCCAAAUUAGAUGGUCAUACUCAUUUUUUUUAUUCAGUCUGUUUCUCUCCUGAUGGAAAUACAAUGGCAUCUAGUAGUGGUGAUUGUUCUAUCCGUUUUUGGGAAAUAAAACCAGGAUAACAAUUUCAGUCUUUAGAUAAAAAUUGCAAAGAUGGUUUAAUAUAAUUGUAAACCUCACUCUUUUAAAAUAAUCCUCUUUCAUAAGGUAGUUUUACUCUAUUUCAUAUUUUUAGUAUCCAAUUAUAUUUCUACUCUUCUUAUAUCUUAAUCCGUAAUAUUUUAAGCGAAAGGAGCGAUAGUUUUAAAAGGAGAAUUCCUUAAUUAUUAAGGCGUUGAUUUAUGUUAAUUAUUAAAAGUAAAAGGUAGUUGUAUUUUGGAAAAAUAAUCUGAAUGCAAUUGGAAGUGA